AGCCACAGCACACCUUCAGAUGGAGAUGAAGUAACAGAGGCGGCAGAGCGACACUAGGACGAAAGAACCGGACGGUUGUUUUUCUCCUCCUCCUCAGCUUAGUGGGGGAAACAGGUGACCGAACCGGAGCCCAGCACCCCCCCUCUCCCUCCCUACCGCGCGCACCUUACUCCUCCAUCUACAUGCAUCUGGAGCUGAGCCUCUGAAGCCGACGCACACCAACAUGGAUAAUGCACACACUAAGUCUGCGAGCGAAGUUUUAGAGCACUUCGGCGUGAACGAAAACACUGGACUGACUCCGGAUCAGGUCAAAGUCAAUCUGGAAAGAUAUGGACCGAACGAGCUUCCAGCUGAAGAAGGCAAGUCCUUGUGGGAGCUGGUGGUGGAGCAAUUUGAGGACCUCCUGGUCAGGAUCCUGCUGCUGGCUGCCUGCGUCUCCUUUGUGAGUACCAGCUAAUUAAACUGCCAGUGGCUCU
Molecule: messenger RNA, 476 nt
Organism: Cyprinodon tularosa
Lineage: Eukaryota; Metazoa; Chordata; Actinopteri; Cyprinodontiformes; Cyprinodontidae
Product: sarcoplasmic/endoplasmic reticulum calcium ATPase 1-like
Exons: 3
Coding region: 224-457 (77 amino acids)
Biological process (GO): calcium ion transmembrane transport; intracellular calcium ion homeostasis
Molecular function (GO): P-type calcium transporter activity
Source: RefSeq, a predicted model, not a curated record